UUAGGGAUGGAGGGGGUGGGAUCUAUCUGCAAGUAAACUAUUAUCAGCACACCGGGCGAGUACAGCAUUUGGACUUCUUGCAAGCGAGAAAAUCGUUGCCUGAUAGGAAUACUAAACUGACUUCCAGCAGACACUAAAACUACGGGCACCAUGUCGGACAGAAAAGCGGUCAUCAAGAAUGCGGACAUGCCUGAGGAGAUGCAGCAGGAGGCAGUGGAGUGCGCCACCCAGGCCCUGGAGAAGUACAACAUCGAGAAGGACAUCGCCGCGUACAUCAAGAAGGAGUUUGACAAGAAGUACAAUCCCACUUGGCACUGCAUUGUGGGUAGGAACUUCGGGAGCUACGUCACCCACGAGACCAAGCAUUUCAUCUACUUCUACCUGGGCCAGGUGGCCAUUCUGCUGUUCAAGUCCGGGUGAAGGGGGCUCCAAGCUCCGUCAAAGCAAGCCUUCAACGCUCAACUGACCAGUAAUGAGACUGACUCGGCACACAGCCCCAGUCUUGGUGUGGGGACCUGUAUGUUCUGUGCUGCUCUCUCCACCUUUGUUCCUGUAUGGUAGAAACAGUCCUGUAAAAACUUACUUGUAUUUAUUUUUGUUGAUUGAUUUUUCUACACAGCAGAUAUAACUUGUCACUCAUAUAUAUAUAUAUAUAAAAAAAAAAAAGUAAAAAAGAAAAACAAUUUCUUUUCUUUUUUUUCGCUUUUUUUUUUUCUCUCUAAAACUCCAAAGCAAAGUGUGGUUUUCGUUUUGAUUUCAUGUUGCAUUUGGUUGGAAAAAAAAAAAAGUAUAUUUUUAAAGAAAUUAUAAUAUACCUUAGGAUAGGUGUCUUUUGAUAGAGAAUCUAGGAAGUGAUGGGAAUAUAGGAAAUGAGUUGUAGGUAAAGAUAUGUGUGGGUGAAAGUCGAUGGACCGUGGGGCUGUUGGCACGAGUUCUGUCCUGCAAUGCUGUCCUAGAAGAGUGGAUGUGUUUCCAUCAGGUGCCUCUGAGGGAGGAGGCUCCAGGAGUACAUUUUCUUUUGUUCUGGUCAUUGCUGAUGUAUGGGUAUGUUUAAAUGUAGACGUGUGCAUAUGCAUAUGCACAUUCCUGGGGAGAAUUUGCAAGUUCAGCAAGUCCCGUUUUGAUGCAUGGAAUCUAGGACUGAGCAUUCUUCCUCCUUUGGGCCUGGCGUGAAUAGCCACGGGCCGUUUCAAAAGUUUUAGUUUUGUGCCAAUAGUCUUUUCAGCACAACACACUGAGAGGCAAGUCUGCUGCCCGUUUGCUUGACUUUAACGUGAGUGUUUCCCUUUCUCUCUUUCGCUCUCUCUUUCUCUCUUUCUCGCUGUCUCUCUCUCCCCCCCCUCGUUGGCGAGGCGUCUCGCGUUGCAGGAAACCCAAGCUUUCGCCGAGUGCUCGGUUAGUUCCCGAGAUCACCACGGCGCGGACCGUCUACAAAUAAAGUGGAGCGUUGUGACAAAAGAUGCUGUCCUUUGCCUCGAGUUAUCUGUAGGUCCGCUCAAGGAGAGUUAUCCGAUUCCUCAUUGAAAGGUGCUACAGGGCGGCACUAACAGUUUGAGUAUUGAGACCGGUGGCAUUGGAUCCAGCCUGACCUACAAACUUAAGUGCUGCAUCUCACUAUUAAGGAGCAAAACCUGACAUUAUUAGAAACGGCAGUUGCAGAUCUACAUUCAGGCAGAUUUGUGCAGGAAGUUUCAAGUUUAGGAAUUGGGAAUGGCUUUGUCUUGAAUUUAUAUAGUUUAAUUUCCUCUUUCUGUCUGUUGAUUGCCUUCCUUCCCACAAUGCACUGGUUUUUUUUUGUGUGGCCUCCAUUUUGUCUUGCACGUGUUUGGAGCGAGUGGCGGUAAUGUUAAAUGGCAUUCACACUUUGAGAAAAUGGUUGCGGAAAACGGUUCUUUCUUUUCAGUCUUUAGUGAACUGUUUACUUUAGAGGUCUAUUAAAAAUGAAUGUGUACUUGUA
Messenger RNA from Conger conger (European conger), 1957 nucleotides. RefSeq names its product dynein light chain 1, cytoplasmic-like. Gene Ontology annotation, molecular function: dynein light intermediate chain binding; dynein intermediate chain binding. Gene Ontology annotation, cellular component: cytoplasmic dynein complex. The record is from RefSeq and is a predicted model, not a curated record. Lineage: Eukaryota; Metazoa; Chordata; Actinopteri; Anguilliformes; Congridae. The coding region runs from base 151 to 420 and encodes 89 amino acids. The transcript is spliced from 3 exons. Gene Ontology annotation, biological process: cilium assembly; microtubule-based process.